Molecule: messenger RNA, 929 nt
Organism: Nematostella vectensis (starlet sea anemone)
Lineage: Eukaryota; Metazoa; Cnidaria; Anthozoa; Actiniaria; Edwardsiidae
Product: succinate dehydrogenase [ubiquinone] cytochrome b small subunit A, mitochondrial
Exons: 5
Coding region: 91-588 (165 amino acids)
Biological process (GO): mitochondrial electron transport, succinate to ubiquinone; tricarboxylic acid cycle
Cellular component (GO): mitochondrial envelope; membrane
Molecular function (GO): ubiquinone binding; heme binding
Source: RefSeq, a predicted model, not a curated record
AGCGUUUCAGAUUUUUGGGAUACCUGAUAGACGUUGGACCAGAGUUAAAACAACUUUACGGGAGCCUGGUAAGCAGUGUUAUCUUGCAAGAUGGCGGCCAUUUUGUGCACUCGCCUUUGCGCCAGAAAUACAUCAAAACUGGUUCUAAGUGUGGGAAGACCUAUUUUGGCAUCGUCCUCUGUCACCAGUUUGCCGUCGUUCCAGCGAAAAAAUCCUCUGCUUGCAAAUGCAGUGCACACCUCACCUCCCAAGAAAGAUCAGCACUACGAGAUUGCUGUAUCAAGGGCAUCAUCCCAUUGGCUGAAUGAACGCUAUGUCAGCAUUGCCCUUCUUGCAUUGAUACCUGUCGGCAUUGUAUACCCAUGUGCAGCAGUAGACUGGGGACUUGCUGUGCUUAUACCAUUCCAUAAUCACUGGGGAAUGCAUAAUGUGCUGAAAGAUUACAGUCAUCAUAUCAACCCAAAGCUCCCCAAGCCUGCCAACAUCACAUGGCUUGUCCUCUCCUUCCUACAGCUUGCUGGUCUGUGUUACUUCAACUACAAUGAUGUAGGCAUCUGCAAGGCUGUCUCUAUGCUUUGGGACAUCUAAAUGCUUAGACACUCUUACAAAGUCUUAGAGCUGUAGUCAUAUAAGAUAGGGCUUUACUGUUGUGCUCCAUCAGGAGGAAAUGGUCUUACGCCCCCUUAGAUACUAUAGUAAAUCCAACAAAACUCUAUAUUCUAUUAUGGUAAUGAUAGUGGAAUAAUAAAGAGCUUAUGGAUUGUAUCAAAUCUAUUUGUAAAAUGAAACUGUUUUAAUAAAAACUAGGUAACUGUUUGCAUUUUUUUUUCUGCCAUUAUGAGCAAUUUUGUUAUUGUCCAGCUUAUUUCAAAUGUUAAACUCCAGAAAAUAAUUUGUGUUUGUUUCACUAUUAAAUUAUGUCAAACUGA